Heteronotia binoei (common prickly gecko) is the source of this 1716-nucleotide messenger RNA. RefSeq names its product lactamase beta (gene LACTB). Bases 1 to 1716 code for a protein of 571 amino acids. The record is from RefSeq and is a predicted model, not a curated record. NCBI's taxonomy places the organism in Eukaryota, Metazoa, Chordata, Lepidosauria, Squamata, Gekkonidae. The transcript is spliced from 6 exons.
AUGCCUGGCGCCGGUCGCCCGCACUGCCGGAAGCGGGCGGCACUGCUCGACGCGCUCGGGUGGCGCUUGCUUCUGCGUUCCAACCCGGAAGUGUCGCCUAGCAGCGGCGGUCGAGGCCUAGCUGGAGGCCGAAGCCUGCGGGGCCGGGCGAUGGCGGCGUCGGGCCUGUGGGCGCUGCGGAAGGCACCGCUGCUGGUGCUAGGAGGCCGCGCGGCCUUGAGGCGCCUGGGGAGUGGCCCCGGAGCCCAUUGGGGACCGCCUCGGCGCGGCUGGCGGCUGGGCGCGGGUUUGGGCCUGGCGGUGGCGGCGGUGGCGGCGGCUGCUGCAGGGGGCGACGAGGAGAAGCCGGCCGCCGGGUUCGCCAGGGCGGUGGGCAGCAGCAGGGAGCUUCUGCGGAGGGUCAAGGACGAAGUGGGAGCCCCAGGCGUAGUUGUCGGUGUUGCUGUCGACGGAAAGGAAGUGUGGUCAGAAGGGCUGGGCUACGCGGACGUGGAGAACCAGGUGCUCUGCAAACCCGAGACCGUCCUGAGGAUUGCCAGCAUCAGCAAGCCCUUGACGAUGGUUGCCGCUGCAAAGCUUUGGGAGGAAGGCAAGCUAGACUUAGAUGCUCCCGUGCAGAAAUACGUCCCAGAGUUUCCCGAAAAGGAGUACGAAGGGACCAAGGUCGCCGUCACGACGAGACUGCUCGCCUCGCAUUUAAGCGGGAUUCGCCACUACGAGAAGGACGCGGCCAAAGUGAAGGAGGAGAAGGAAAAGUUCAACAGGGCUUUGAAAGCAGAGAAAGGUGCCAUAGAUUUUGAUCCGGAGGAGAGAGACUCGGAAGGGAGUGCGAAAUCCAAGCCGGAACGCGAAGGCAAAAAUUCGAAAGGGGGACGGAGAAAGAGAGAGUUUGAGAACGAAGAAUAUUACCUGAAAGAGAAAUACGAUAACGUGAUUGAAUCGCUCAGUAUUUUUAAAAAUGAUCCUUUGUUCUUUAAACCAGGGAGCCAGUAUUUGUAUUCCACCCAUGGCUUUACUCUUCUGAGCGCCAUCGUGGAGAGAGCCUCGGGUCACAAAUUCACCGAGUACAUGUUGAAAAUAUUUCACGACCUGGGCAUGUCAUCCACGGUCCUGGAUGAGAACGAGCCGCUGAUCUAUAACAGAGCAAGGUAUUAUACUCACAACAAAAAGGGUCAGUUGGUCAACACCCCCUACGUGGACAACUCCUACAAGUGGGCCGGCGGAGGCUUCCUGUCGACUGUGGGUGACCUUCUCAAAUUCGGGAACGCCAUGCUGUACGGCUAUCAGCUCAGGCAGCGGGAGACCCUCCCCGCCGGACUCCUUCCAGGUUACCUCAAGCCCGGCACCAUCGAGAUGCUGUGGACAGCAGUGCCAAAAACGGAGACAUCCUGGAGCCAAGACGACAAAUAUGGCAUGGCUUGGCAGGUAGUGGAGAAAAAGCAGGCCUACGGUUUCUGCAGGCAGCCGCGGCACUACACGUACCACUGCGGGGGAGCAGUGGGGGCAAGCAGCGUCUUACUCAUUCUUCCUGAGGAAUGGGACUCCCGGGAGGCCACGGGCGGGGGCACGCCAAUGCCACCCAAGGGUGUGGUGGUGACCGUCAUCUGCAACAUGCAGUCCGUUUCCCUUAGCAAAACCGCCUUAAAGAUCGCAAUGGAAUUCGAAAAGGACAAGUCGGGACAACACGCGGGUAAAAAUGGCUCCUUCUGCGAUUGA